This is a messenger RNA of Tachysurus fulvidraco (yellow catfish), 3739 nucleotides long. RefSeq names its product somatostatin receptor 2a (gene sstr2a). Gene Ontology annotation, cellular component: neuron projection; membrane. The transcript is spliced from 3 exons. Gene Ontology annotation, biological process: cellular response to glucocorticoid stimulus; cellular response to estradiol stimulus; neuropeptide signaling pathway. The coding region runs from base 435 to 1586 and encodes 383 amino acids. Gene Ontology annotation, molecular function: neuropeptide binding; somatostatin receptor activity. NCBI's taxonomy places the organism in Eukaryota, Metazoa, Chordata, Actinopteri, Siluriformes, Bagridae. The record is from RefSeq and is a predicted model, not a curated record.
UUUCAUGUUUAUUUGUUGUUCUACAGUUUACCUUUAAUCACGAUUAGUCGAAAAUACCUUAAAAGUACUAUAAUGUAAAAUUGACCACUGAGAUUGCGUCGGGGGACACGGUGGCUUAGUGGUUAGCACGUUCGCCUCACACCUCCAGGGUUGGGGGUUCGAUUCCCGCCUCCACCUUGUGGAGCCUCCCCGUGCCUCAGGGGUUUCCUCCGGGUACUCCGGUUUCCUCCCCCGGUCCAAAGACAUGCAUGUGAUUAAUGAUCGGUAGGGAAAAGUCAUCCUAAAUCCACGGACAACAGAACAACUGAAUGGCCGAAGAAUCGGAGUGAUGCUUUAUGAUGAAUGAGGAUCUUAAAGAUCUACUGCGUCAAAGGUUUGACAUGAUGGUAUGGACUUCUUUAUCAUAGAAGAAAAAAGCUCUUCUAAACAGACCCAUGGUAAAAAUGGAGUCAUGGACAUUACUCCCUGCUCCUCCUAACCUCUCCUUUCUUGAGCCCCUUCUUUAUGACAGCUUCUUCCCAGUAAAUGAGUCUAACUUUAACCCAGAGGAUUUUUUUAACAACACCACUCACCAUGCCUUUGACCGGACAAGCUCUGUGGUUAUCACCUUUGUGUACUUUGUGGUGUGUGCUGUUGGACUCUGUGGAAAUGCAUUGGUCAUGUAUGUGAUCCUUCGGUAUGCUAAGAUGAAGACUGUCACCAACAUUUAUAUUCUUAACCUGGCUGUUGCAGAUGUUCUGUGUAUGAUUAGCUUGCCCUUUAUUGCAAUUCAGCUAGCAUUGCUUCACUGGCCUUUUGGCGCUGCCAUUUGCCGUAUUGUCCUUACCAUGGAUUCACUGAACCAGUUCACCAGCAUUUUCUUCCUGACCGUGAUGAGCAUUGACCGGUAUCUUGCUGUGGUACAUCCAAUCAAGUCUACUAAAUGGCGCAAGCCAAGAGUGGCCAAAAGCAUCAGCCUUGCCAUGUGGGGGGUGUCACUGCUGGUUAAUUUGCCCAUUAUGAUUUUUAGUGGCCUGAACACUAAUAAGAAUGAGGCACGGACAUGUACUAUGCUGUGGCCAGAACCUCAAAAUACCUACUACACUACCUUCAUCUUCUAUACGUUUUUCUUGGGCUUCUUUCUGCCACUUAUUGUUAUUUGCCUGUGCUACCUGCUCAUCGUAAUCAAGGUAAAGUCCUCAGGUGUGAGAGUUUGCUCCAGCAAGCGAAAGCGCUCUGAGCGCAAAGUGACACGCAUGGUAUCCAUUGUGGUAGUUGUGUUUGUGCUCUGCUGGUUACCAUUCUACAUGUUUAAUGUGGCAUCUGUGACAGGCACACUCAUCCCUACACCAGUGCUGAAGAGCACUUUUGAUUUUGUAGUAGUACUGGGAUAUGCUAACAGCUGUGCCAACCCCAUUCUCUAUGCAUUCUUGUCAGAUAACUUCAAGAAGAGCUUUCAGAAUGUUCUUUGCCUCAAGAGGGUGGGAGGCCUGGAUGAAAUUGAGCGUAGUGACAGCCGGCAGGACAGGACACGGAUGGUCAAUGAUAUCAUCACAGAGACACAAAAUGCUGCCCUACUUAAUGGCGAUCUUCAGACAAGCAUCUAGGAAUGGCCAUCUAGGAAAUCUGGAUUUACAAAAAGAUAACCAGUACUACUUAAAGGAGUCCACUUUGCCUGAUUUUGAACACAUUUAGGGGACCCAAUAAAUUGUACAGGAUUGGUUAAUUCAGAGGUAACUUUUUUACUUGUUUCAUUUUAUGUCCUACUAAAUACUAUUCUUCUUUGGAAACAUCUUUAUACAUAUUUUAAGAAAACCAGGAUCCAGCAAAGACAGACCACAAACAUAAAGGCAUAUUAAGAAUGACACUCAACCACAUUUGUUUGUGUUGUGAUUCUAUGAGCAAUAGCCAUAACUGUUGCUCUUUGUUCAUAUCUAUUAAUGAAUAAAUUAUUUUGUCCUGAUAAGGUAAACAGAGAUGAACUCUCAAGAGAAAAAAUGUUGACUUGCAAAAACCCUCUGUUAUAAUGUUAAUACUCUAGAAGGACAAUAGAAGUAAAAUAAAGAAUACUUUCGUUAACCAUUGUUAAACGAAAGGUGAAUACCUGAGGUCUUUACCUGAGAAUUACACAUCUUUGAAUAUUAUAUUACUGAGCUGAUUAUAGCAAACAUUAGGCAAAGAGCACCAGCAAAUGACAGACCUAAUUAAAAUGUAAAGAAUGCAAUAGUUAAACAGCCUUGGGCAAAAUACAUUUUUUUCAAGGAGUUUUUCAUUUGCAUAUCAGAUAGGAAAUAUUUUUUUCUGACACCACAUCGUUGUGACAUUCAGUUAUAUAAAUACUAAAUUUAUUUACUUUAAAAACAUCUUGCAGUCAUUCUAAAUGCAGCUGUCUGGAUGCUGCUGUGCUAUUUACUUAGGCAUUGCUUACUGAAUUAGAGAAUAAAAAAGAAAUUAAUUUAUAUUUGGGUGAAUAGUUAUACAGAAAAAGAAAUGGACAGAAGAAUUAAGAAUAUUUUUUUUUUGGGGGGGGGCAAUUUAAGGGGUAUACUUUAUCAGUCCUCGGCUGCAAUAUUUGAGAGAAAAUCCCAUCAGUAAAAUAUAUGUCCAAAUAUGUAUCUGAAUGGACCACAGAUAAGCUGAAAUGACAGAUUGUUAAGGAUAACUGGAUAUGUAAUUUCCACUUAAGACACUGAUACCAGUUAAAAGAAUUUAGACAUGAAUUCUAAAGAAGAUCAAAUGCUCACAAAUAGCUGGAUGCUGUGGUCAACCAAAAUAUAUUAACAAUAAUACAUUACCAUGCCUGAAAAAUAAUGUGCAGAUAUCUAAAUCAUACAUCUUAUAUAUUAUACAAGCAUUACAUUUGUAUGUGUGAUUGUAUAAAUAUCUUAAGCCUGUUAAUCUACAUAGUGUUUGUUUAUCUGUAAAUAGUACAUAGACAUAAAUUAAAUUCUAUAAAAACUUAAAAAGAAAUGUAGAAAGGAAGAAUUUACUUUUACUAUAUAAAGUUAGCAAUGUAAUAUUGUGUGGUAUAGAAUAGGAAACACAGGUUUGUGUCCCAGAGGUAGUCCAGCUAUUCCAUGUAAUUGUUAAACUGGCCAGAGAAGGUAUGUAUGUUGCAAAAUGUAGUAGAUACAAGUGUUUAUAUUGGCAGCCUGAAUGAGAGGUUUAAAAAAAUACUUCAUUUAAAAAUGUAAGAAGAGAAAAACAAUUGAAAAACAAUAGUCUAAGAAAUUCAUUAAUUUAUCUUCUGUCUUGGAAUAACCUAAAUAUGAUGACAACCAUACAAAAAAUAUGGACAAACUGAAUUAGUAGAUGGAUUAGAAAAUGGAGUGAAAGAUGCUCAAACUGUCUACAUCUUACUGCCCAGUAACCUUAAGGGAUAGAAAGAACAUUUGGCCGAGUCGGUUGAAGAACUUUUUUUGUAUAAAGUAUGGCGUUGUAAUAGAUUCUCCUAUUACACUGUAUCCUUUGGUAAAACCUUAUAGCACCAGACAACUUCCAAUGCACUGUAAACAUGUUUAACAAGGACUGCUUAUUAUAUUAAAACACACUCGAGUUAUAAGUAAUUUAUAAAAAUAAAUGCUUUGUGUUUAAACAAGCAAGUGUAUUCAGACAGCUUAUGAAUUUUACAAAGAACUGUGUGUAUAUGUGCUGUAUAUUUGACUUUCAGAUAUCUAAAAGCUGCUAAAUUGCAAAUGUAAUCAAAACUCUGCUAUAACUGAGGAACAUUAAACAUGCAUUUGCGAGUGGCUCGAACAAA